Molecule: messenger RNA, 2521 nt
Organism: Salarias fasciatus (jewelled blenny)
Lineage: Eukaryota; Metazoa; Chordata; Actinopteri; Blenniiformes; Blenniidae
Product: zinc finger protein 271-like
Exons: 1
Coding region: 115-1458 (447 amino acids)
Biological process (GO): regulation of DNA-templated transcription
Molecular function (GO): DNA-binding transcription factor activity, RNA polymerase II-specific; RNA polymerase II cis-regulatory region sequence-specific DNA binding
Source: RefSeq, a predicted model, not a curated record
AAACAGGAAGAAGAAGAAGAAGAACCAGAACUUCCAGAGAUCAAACAGGAAGAAGAAGAACCAGAACCUCCAGACAUCAAACAGGAAGAAGAAGAGGAACCAGAACUUCCAGAGAUGGAGGAACUUCAGGUUCUAGGUACCAGCCAGGAGGGAGAGCAGCUUAUUCUUAAGUUUGAGAGUGAAAGCCUUGAAGUUCCUUCUGUUGAGGAGCAAAGUGACCUGAGAGAACCAGAAGAAGUACGGGACGCUGAGCAGCUCCUCUCUCAGGACUCUGAAGGUGAAAAGCAUUUAGGGGAAACAUGUGGUGAACCUGUCCGCAAAAAAACAAAAUUACAUCCAAAGGCAGGAACGGUCACUGAGAAGAAGAAAACUUGUGAAACAUGUGGGAAAAGUUUCAGUCAUCAGAGUACUUUGUUGGUCCACAAGAGAUCUCACACAGGUGAGAAGCCAUAUCCUUGUGAAGCAUGUGAGAAAACUUUCAGUCGGUCCAGUCAUUUGUUGCGCCACAUGAGAUGUCACACAGGUGAGAAGCCGUAUCCUUGUGAAACAUGUGGUAAAAGUUUCAUUGACCGAAGUUAUUUGUUGGUCCACAUGAGAUCUCACACAGGUGAGAAGCCAUACCCUUGUGAAACAUGUGGGAAAAGUUUCAGUGACCGGAGUUAUUUGUUGGUCCACAUGAGAUCUCACACAGGUGAGAAGCCACACCCUUGUGAAACAUGUGGGAAAAGUUUCAAUACCCGGAGUCAGUUGUUAUGCCACAUAAGAUCUCACACAGGUGAGAAGCCAUAUUCUUGUGAAACAUGUGGGAAAAGUUUCAGUCAGUACAGUCAUUUGUUGCUCCACAAGAGAUCUCACACAGGUGAGAAGCCAUAUCCUUGUGAAACAUGUGACAAAAGUUUCAGUCAGUACAGUCAUUUGUUGCGCCACAUGAGAUCUCACACAGGUGAGAAGCCAUAUUCUUGUGAAACAUGUGGAAAAAGUUUCAGUCAGUACAGUCAUUUGUUGCUCCACAAGAGAUCUCACACAGGUGAGAAGCCAUAUCCUUGUGAAACAUGUGAGAAAAGUUUCAGUCAGUACAGUCAUUUGUUGCGCCACAUGAGAUCUCACACAGGUGAGAAGCCAUAUUCUUGUGAAACAUGUGGAAAAAGUUUUAGUCGUCACAGUACUUUAUUGGAUCACAAGAGAUCUCACACAGGUGAGAAGCCAUAUCCUUGUGAAACAUGUGGGAAAAGUUUCAGUCAUCAGAGCGCUUUAUUGGUCCAUAAGAGAUCUCACACAGGUGAGAAGCCAUAUACUUGUGAAACAUGUGGAAAAAGUUUCAGUUGGCGCAGUAAUCUAUUGGUCCACUUGAGAUCUCACACAGGUGUGAAGCCGUAUCCUUGUGAAACAUGUGGGAAAAGUUUCAGUCAUCGUUCUUCUUUGCUGCACCACAUGAAAAUUCACUUGAAGAUGAGGUGAUGAAAGACUAUUGACAAUCUCAUUGGCCCAGUGGGUGUUUUUUCAAUCUGAUUGAAAACAACUGUACUAAACGUAGCUGUAUACAUGGACAGCAUACACAUCUAUCCACGAUCAAUCCGUGUUUACAAGGGUCCUGGGUAAAGCGGAUUUUACUUUGUCCUAUGACAUGCGCACAGAAUCUCUUGCUUAACUUUCAGGUCUUUAGCUUUGCAGCCAGCAGUCCUCAGCAUGGAGCAGAGUGUUUUUAUCUGCUGGAUAUCUGCUCAAAAAAUGUUCCAACAUCUCCAUGAUACGCUGCUCAGAGAACUCCUCCCCCAACCAGAGUCCCGCCCUGCCGGCACAUCCUGGUGUAAAGCACCGGGGCUCAGCUCUGCCGAUGUUUCGAAUUAACUGGUGUCCUUGUUAAGUUAUGACCAACAGAUGUUGAAAUACCGACUGAAACUUGUAGUGGCUCUAGCAAACAACAGUCAUCUACAUUUACAGCAUGUGUUUACACAGAAGUCCGCCGUCACUCGUUAACAUGGGAACCAGUUAAUCCAUAACACCGGCUGUUCAGCCGCUCGUAGUGUGCCUUGGAGCUCAUUGAACAACUCGCUGUUGUGUGAUUUGUGGCUGUCUCCCCUCUCCAGGUAUUUGUUCUCUUGGGUUUUUUUAUUAAAAACGGGUUUCUCAACCACCGUCCAGUUCUCCCUCUUGUUUUUGACUGUCCUGCUUCCCGUUUACUGCACACGUCAUGAUGUCACUACGUAUGAGGGUGUGCAUGUGCCAAACAAAUAAUAAAUAACAAAUAAUCCCCACUUGUAUGAGACCCAGGGUGGACUUUCGCGGAUUAUCGAUCAGCGUAGACUGCUUCGUACAGUCGGAUCCAAAAUACAAUCCACCCCGAGUGAAGCAGAUCCACUCAGUGUUUAUAUGACACAUUUACAAUCUGCUUCAGCUACAUUCCGAUUAUACGGGUGCAUGUAAACAUUGAGGACGGUCAUCUGUAGCUAAAAAUUAUUAAAUCUCACCAGUUUCACAUCACCAGUUUAACCCUGUUCAGACUGUGUAAAAACAUGAUUUU